AUGGCAGACGAAUCUGUAAAUAAAGUCAAAAAAGAGAGAAAAAAGAAUUUUUCUGCAAGGGAAGUUGAAAUUUUGGUGGAAGAGGUGGAGAAAAACCGUUCGAUUUUGUUUGCCUCCCACAAAGAUGUUAACACCAACCAACGGAAAAACAAAUGUUGGAAAGAUAUUUGCUCGUUAAUCAACAGUGUAGGAUGUCAGGAAAGGUCGCCUGCUGAGGUCUGCAAAAAAUGGAGGGACAUAUCGUCCCAGACGAAGAAAAAAGAGGCGGAGUUCCGUCGAGAGAGGACCAAGACGGGAGGCGGUCCAGCCCCCUCACCAGUCAACACCAGCGAUAUCAGCCAAAAGGUCGUGGCUAUAAUAGGAAAGACUUCCGUUGAAGGUAUUACGGGUGGGGUAGAUACAGACAUUGAUAUCUCAGAGGUGGAUUUAUUCAAAGUUGAGGACGUUUGGCUCUCCACACCCACCUCCUCAAUAAAUUCGGAAAAGGCCGCGGUUCCCACCCCCACAUUAUCACAGUCUCCGGGACCAUCCAUGUCUUCUCAGGAGAAGGAAGAAACACAGACUGCAGGGUUGGAAGCAGAAGAUGUUGUUAAGGCACCAGGGAAAAAUAAGCUUAAGAGGAAGAGAACUCUGGACGAUGUCUAUGAGCUGCAGUGCAAAGUUCUUGAACAGGAACUUCAAAAAAACAAAUUGCAAAUUGAGCUGCUGACAAAAUUAAAUGGACGAGUUUGAAACGGAAAG
Saccostrea cuccullata (small rock oyster) is the source of this 741-nucleotide messenger RNA. Its product is annotated as nuclear apoptosis-inducing factor 1-like. The record is from RefSeq and is a predicted model, not a curated record. Gene Ontology annotation, cellular component: nucleus. The transcript has 5 exons. Bases 1 to 732 code for a protein of 243 amino acids. Lineage: Eukaryota; Metazoa; Mollusca; Bivalvia; Ostreida; Ostreidae.